AUGUCCCUCCCCCUGGAACUCCGCUUCCAAAUCUACGCCCACCUCCUCACCAUCCCUCCCACCUCCUCCUCCUCCUCCUCCUCCACCUCUUCAAAAUCAUCACCACCACCCUCUUCUUCCCACGCCGCCGCCCUCUCCGCCACCCAGCCGUCCCCCCGCGAGCCCUCCCACGUCCACCCAGCAAUCCUCCUCGCCAACCGCCAAAUCAACUGGGAAGCCACCCCCUUCCUCUACUCCUCCAACAUCUUCGUCGCCCACCCGUCCCUGCUGACGGCCUUCCCCCGGCUACGCAACUGGUACCCUCCCCUCCGCGAGGCGAAAACCCUCGUGCCCCUCAUCCGGAGGUUCCACAUCCAGGUCCGCCUCGACUUGCCUCUGCCGUUCGAUCGCGAAAGGGCAAGGGACGCCUUCUCGGGCCUGGACGAGCUCUCGGUCGAUGUCGUCCAGGCCAUGUUCCUCGGCGUCGACUGUGCCAAUUUGGCCGUCUUCGAGGCCGUGCGCGGCGUCAAGAGGGUCAGGUUCGGGGGCAGCACCACCGGCUUCGAGGACUAUCUUGCUUGGCUGGUGGGCGCCAUGACGAGUCCUGUCGGGACGGAGGUUGUGCCUUUUGAGCCCGUGUGCGAAUCGCCGUGGGCACAUCUCUGGAGGGGACAUACGAAUCUCGUCAGGUCGGCGGCGGUUCAGGUUGAGAAACAGGAGUGA
Messenger RNA from Trichoderma reesei QM6a, 702 nucleotides. RefSeq lists its product as uncharacterized. NCBI's taxonomy places the organism in Eukaryota, Fungi, Ascomycota, Sordariomycetes, Hypocreales, Hypocreaceae. The transcript has a single exon. The coding region runs from base 1 to 702 and encodes 233 amino acids. The record is from RefSeq and is a predicted model, not a curated record.